AUGGGCUCCCUAGACUUUGAUUCUCCUGCCUUUAAUGAUCCCAUGGAACUUAUUUUCUUGGGUACUGGCACAUCCUCCAGCAUACCACAUGUAGACUGUCUCACUGCUCCUCCCGGCUCGAAGCCUUGUCGUACGUGUCUCUCGACCUUAGCGCCGGAGGGUAAGAAGAAUAUUCGUCGCAAUACUUCUGCUGUGGCCAGAAUCCGUGGGCGAGACGGGCAGACUGUAACAAUCGUGAUUGACGUGGGCAAGAGCUUCCAAGCCGCUGCGAUUGAGUGGUUCCCGAAAUAUAGCCUCCGCCGCAUAGAUGCCGUUCUUAUAACUCAUGCCCAUGCCGAUGCUAUGAAUGGUCUUGAUGACCUCCGGGGCUGGACACUCCAUGGCGCGAUACAAUCUCAUGUGGAUCUGUACGUGUCAGUGUCGACCUACAAAGAAGUCCAGCGCGCAUUUCCGUAUCUAGUGUCAAAGGAGUUUGCUUCCGGCGGUGGUGAUGUCCCGGAGUUCAAAUGGCACAUUAUAGAGGACCGCGUCCCUUUUGAAAUCGGAGACACUGGAAUUCAAAUCACUCCAUUUUCAGUUCACCACGGACGCAUAUUCUCCUCCCCACCUUUGGAUGUUAUUCCAAGUCCAUAUUCACUUUCUCCUGCGUCCACGAAUGCCUCAACGCCUGACAUUCCAGGGACACCUAUCCGUAAAGGUGCAGCGCUGCAUUCGCCAGAACCGUCCGGUCAAGUGCAACCUUACAUGUGUUUCGGAUUUGUAAUCCAAGACGCUGUGGUCUAUAUGUCCGACGUCUCGCAUAUCCCCGAAGACGUGUGGGACAUGCUGCAAAAGCCAUCUGGGUGCGACUUCCUACGAAGGCCGCCGCCGGUCUUCGUUCUUGACUGUCUGCGAAUACAUCCGCACCCUUCGCAUCUCAGUAUCGCACAAUCUGUCGAGGUUGCAAGGCGGAUGAAGGCUCAGCGGACGUACUGGCUUGGUUUCGGGCACGAACUGUCGCACGACGACUACGUUACUAUCGCAGAGACGCUCGGGGGCAAAGAGCUGGGCAAGCCUGGACUGAGUACCCUCCAGAAUCGAGCCUUGGAGAAUGUUGCCAGCGGCGAUCAAGUCUGGAUUAGACCCGCAUUCGACGGGUUGAGGGUAUUCGUGUCCGAGGAUGGGGUGACGCGGGAUGAGGGAUAUCAGUGA
Sparassis crispa is the source of this 1191-nucleotide messenger RNA. RefSeq names its product Putative hydrolase. Lineage: Eukaryota; Fungi; Basidiomycota; Agaricomycetes; Polyporales; Sparassidaceae. The coding region runs from base 1 to 1191 and encodes 396 amino acids. The record is from RefSeq and is a predicted model, not a curated record. The transcript is spliced from 7 exons.